AUACAGGGCCCCGAUCCACAAAGCCUUCGUAACUUACACAUAUCGUAAGAGUUUACGAUUGAAAUUAAGAUAAUUUUACUAAUAUUUACGACCGAUCCACAAAGCGUUCUUAAUCCGUUCGUAAAUUCAUCGUCUUACGAUCAUUGUCGUAAAUUAAGAUUGUCGCUCUCCUGUGAUGGAGGUAAGAAUAUAGGGGGAUUCCCCAAUGACGUCAUUAAUUUACAGGGGAAUCCCUUCACUGUAUUAGCAGACGACGCCAGUCGUAUUAUCAAGCGAUCAUGGAUGCUAGUCAACCAUUGACAUUGAAACGCCAAAGGAGCAAGAACUGGACUAACAGUGAGUUAGCCCUUCUAAUAGAGGGUGUACAGUCGAAGAAAAACGUGUUGUUUUCGUCAUUUACCAACAAUUUGACGAACAGAAUGAAGAAGAAAGCAUGGGAGGACAUUUCACAGAGCAUCAGUGCAAACAGUGGUGUCAAGAGACUGACCAAAGAUGUUAAAAAGAAGUGGAUGGACUACAAGAGUCAAACAAGGAAAAAAGAAGCUGAAAGAAGGAGGGAGGCAACGAGAACUGGUGGGGGGCCUCCACCAUCCAACCUCACUGAAAUGGAACAGCGGGUUGUAUCAUUCAUACCUCCCUGCUCGAUUCAAGGCUGUGAGGGUGGCCUUGAAAGUGAAGAAUAUGAAAACACUACCCCAGCAACUCCAGUUUUUGCAGAGACUCUUCAAGCCCUGCAGGACUUGCCUUGUGAUGGGGCCUUUGUGCCACCAACAUACAUCAUGUACUCAGAGAGUGUGAUGUCGGCAGAUGAUGUUCCUCAAGUUGAUGCAGUUUCACAUGUUAAGGCCACAAAGACUCUCAGUGACAAAGAUAACAUUCUGAACAUAGAGAGGGAGAAACUGAAUGUGCUGAAAGAGCUUCUUGAGGUCGAAAAAAAGAGUGAGUGAGUGAGUGAGUAUGGUUUUACGCC
Molecule: messenger RNA, 970 nt
Organism: Haliotis rufescens (red abalone)
Lineage: Eukaryota; Metazoa; Mollusca; Gastropoda; Lepetellida; Haliotidae
Product: nuclear apoptosis-inducing factor 1-like
Exons: 7
Coding region: 279-947 (222 amino acids)
Cellular component (GO): nucleus
Source: RefSeq, a predicted model, not a curated record